AUGAUCAAGGCAAGCCAGACGACCUUUGGAAUCCGCCUUCUCGGCGCCGGACUGGCCACCGUUCUGGUGCUGCUUCUAAUCCCAGCCUGCUCGCCGUCCGCGGAGCAAGGUGCGACCCCGGCCACCGAGGAGCGAACGACCGCGAAAUCGUUGGUGAUCUACAGCGGCCGCAGCAAGAGUCUGGUCGGUCCGUUGCUGGAGCGAUUCGAGGCUGCCUCGGGAGUCUCGGUUCAGGUUCGCUAUGGCGGCACCGCCGAGCUCGCGGCCACCAUGCUGGAAGAAGGCGAGGGCAGCCCGGCGGACGUCUUCCUGGCCCAAGACGCUGCUGCGCUGGCGGCGGUUUCGGCGGCUGGCUUGCUCGAACCGUUGCCCGAGGACAUUCGCCAGCGGGUCGAUAGCCGGUUCUCGGCCGCCGAUUGGGUUGGCCUUUCCGGGCGAGCGCGGACGGUGGUCUACAACACGGAGCGGAUUACUGUCGAAGAGUUGCCCCACAGUCUGGAGCAGGUCGCCGAGGAGCGCUACCGGGGCCGCUUCGGCAUUGCCCCCGCUAACGCCUCGCUGCAAGCGCACUUGGCGCUCUAUCGGGCGGUGCGCGGCGGCGAGCAGCUCGAUCUACUGCUGGCGGCACUGGUGGCCAACGAUCCGCAGCGCUAUCCCAAGAACGGCGCUAUCGUCGAGGCGGUGAUCAACGGCGAAGUCGAUUUCGGCCUGGUCAACCACUACUACCUGUGGCGUGCCCUGGCCGAGAGGCCCGAGGCGCCGGCGAAGAACUUCUGGAUGACUGAAGGCGGCGGUUCGACCUUCAUCAAUCUGGCCGGAGCCGGCACGUUGAGCGGCAGCGACGCGGCGCUGGAGUUAUUGCGCUUCCUGGUUUCUGACCAAGCCCAGACCUACUUCGCCGCCGAGACCUUCGAGUAUCCGCUGGUGGCCGGUAUCGAGCCGGCGGUAGAGCUGGUGCCGCUGGCAGGGCAGGUCGCCGAGCAGGCCGAUUUCUCUCAAGUCGCCGCGGAGCUGAUUCCAGCGCAGGAGGCGAUCGCCGCCUCGGGCCUGCUGCGAUGA
Messenger RNA from Nerophis lumbriciformis (worm pipefish), 1059 nucleotides. The record is from RefSeq and is a predicted model, not a curated record. Lineage: Eukaryota; Metazoa; Chordata; Actinopteri; Syngnathiformes; Syngnathidae.